Centruroides sculpturatus (bark scorpion) is the source of this 1852-nucleotide messenger RNA. RefSeq names its product elongation factor 1-alpha. Lineage: Eukaryota; Metazoa; Arthropoda; Arachnida; Scorpiones; Buthidae. The record is from RefSeq and is a predicted model, not a curated record. Gene Ontology annotation, biological process: translational elongation; translation. The transcript is spliced from 6 exons. Bases 145 to 1533 code for a protein of 462 amino acids. Gene Ontology annotation, molecular function: GTP binding; GTPase activity; translation elongation factor activity.
AUUAAAAAUUUGCGCAAUCCGCAGUGAUGACGUCAACUGUCCGUAACCUUUAUAAAGACACGUGAUCCGAGGCGUCAGAUUCUCUUUUGCUUAGCGAACGUUGAGAAGUUAGAAGGUUCUUCCACGCUUAACUAAACCAAUAUCAUGGGUAAAGAAAAGACUCAUAUUAACAUCGUCGUGAUCGGUCACGUAGACUCUGGUAAGUCUACUACUACCGGCCAUCUCAUCUACAAAUGUGGUGGUAUUGAUAAAAGAACAAUUGAAAAAUUCGAGAAAGAAGCCCAAGAGAUGGGCAAAGGUUCUUUUAAAUAUGCUUGGGUUUUGGAUAAACUAAAAGCUGAACGUGAACGUGGUAUCACCAUUGAUAUUACGUUGUGGAAGUUCGAAACUCAAAAAUACUACAUCACGGUUAUUGACGCUCCCGGCCAUCGUGAUUUCAUUAAAAACAUGAUUACUGGAACAUCUCAGGCUGACUGUGCUGUCCUCAUUGUUGCUGCUGGUACUGGUGAAUUUGAAGCUGGUAUUUCUAAAAACGGCCAAACUCGUGAGCAUGCUCUUUUGGCCUAUACUUUGGGUGUUAAACAAAUGAUAGUUGGUGUUAACAAGAUGGAUACAACUGAGCCUCCCUUCAGUGAAUCCCGUUUCGAAGAAAUUAAAAAGGAAGUAUCUGCAUAUAUUAAGAAAAUAGGCUACAAUCCUGCUACAGUUCCAUUUGUUCCUAUUUCUGGAUGGAAUGGUGACAAUAUGCUUGAACCCAGCACUAAUAUGCCAUGGUACAAAGGGUGGACCCUUGAACGAAAAAAUACAAAGCUUGAUGGCAAGACCCUUCUCCAAGCUCUUGAUGCUAUGGAACCACCAACUCGCCCACUUGAUAAGCCCCUUAGACUUCCAUUGCAAGAUGUGUAUAAAAUUGGAGGUAUUGGUACAGUACCUGUUGGCAGAGUUGAAACUGGUGUAUUGAAACCUGGUAUGGUUGUUACUUUUGCACCAGUUAAUCUAACCACUGAAGUAAAAUCUGUAGAAAUGCAUCAUGAAGCUCUCAGUGAAGCAGUGCCUGGAGAUAAUGUUGGAUUUAAUGUGAAGAAUGUUGCUGUCAAGGAACUGAGACGUGGCUAUGUCUGUGGUGAUAGCAAAGAUACCCCUCCCAAAUGCACUGAAGAAUUUACGGCCCAAGUUAUCGUAUUAAACCACCCUGGCCAAAUUUCCAAUGGGUACACUCCAGUGUUGGAUUGUCACACUGCUCACAUUGCUUGCAAGUUCAGGGAAAUCAAGGAAAAAUGUGAUCGCCGAAGUGGAAAGAAAUUAGAAGAUAAUCCUAAAUUCAUAAAGUCUGGCGAUGCUGCUAUUAUUGAAUUGGCUCCAACUAAGCCAAUGUGUGUGGAAACAUUUACCGAAUUUCCACCUCUUGGAAGAUUUGCUGUCCGUGACAUGAGGCAAACAGUAGCUGUAGGAGUAAUCAAGGCAGUGAAGACCAAGGACGUCUCUGGUGGCAAGGUGACCAAAGCUGCCGAGAAAGCUCAAAAGAAGAAAUAACUAGCAGAAACCCUACAAAAGGGCCUGCUGGAUCCUUUUGUACCAACUGCACCUUGGCAACCAUAUAAGUUUGACCUUGUGGCUGUUGUUGGCACACAAUUUAAUAGAAAAUAUUCAACUAAGGCAAAUUGCCAUCUAAAACUAAAUUUUCCAUUAAGUAUGAUGUCUAUUCCUUUGUUUCGUGUGAUAAUCUUAUUUUUGAACUUUUGGUUAUUGUGGCACAAAUGCCAUAGGAAAGAAUUCCGAAGGAAAGGUGUUGAGUGCCAUUUUGUAAUAUUGUUGAAACAAUAAAGCCACAAGCAUGUCAAUUUCUGUAAAA